Messenger RNA from Letharia lupina, 195 nucleotides. RefSeq lists its product as uncharacterized. The record is from RefSeq and is a predicted model, not a curated record. NCBI's taxonomy places the organism in Eukaryota, Fungi, Ascomycota, Lecanoromycetes, Lecanorales, Parmeliaceae. The transcript has 2 exons. Bases 1 to 195 code for a protein of 64 amino acids.
AUGAGCAACGCCCCUGUGCCCAUUGAGCCCGCGUUCGACCCGAUGUACAACCGUGGCCACACCGUUUUCAGCACGCAAGACCGCGAUUCCAACGGCCGUCCCACACGCAAGAAGCUUUGGGUAUGGGAAAGCGAAUACGUCAAGUCCCGAACCUGGGGGAGUGAUGAUGGUGUUUUUGAAAGAUGGGCCCGGUGA